Messenger RNA from Fusarium sp. VM40, 1671 nucleotides. NCBI's taxonomy places the organism in Eukaryota, Fungi, Ascomycota, Sordariomycetes, Hypocreales, Nectriaceae. The record is from the annotation of a GenBank genome assembly.
AUGGACAUCGACAAGAAGACCCCGGAUGUAGAAGCGGGCAGGGAGUCACCCACCAUCGAACCAACACCUCUCGGGACCAACAACGAUGCAAAUGCCGACGCCAAAGCAGCCUUUGAGACACGCAAUGUCGGUACUCUGAACCGAAAGCUCAAGUCUCGACACGUGCAAUUCCUCGCCUUGUCUGGAGCCAUCGGCACAGGUCUCUUUGUUGGCAGUGGCCAGGUCCUGUCUCUCGCAGGGCCCCUCUCAGCCUUUUUAGCCUACACCAUCACGGGCUUCAACAUCUACUGCGUACUCAACAGUGUAGGCGAGAUGGCAGCUUGGUUACCUAUUCCCGGCCCAGUUCCCAUUUUCGCGGCCCGGUUUGUUGAUCCCGCUCUUGGGUUCGCUCUUGCUUGGAAUUACUGGUACCAAUUUGCCAUUGGAGUCCCCAUUGAAGUCACCGUCUCGGCUGUGAUUGUCAAUUACUGGCACAACGACGUCUCUCAAGUCGGUUUGAUUACACUCUUUUACUUCUCCAUGGUGCUCCUGAACUGUCUGCCAGUACGAAUCUAUGGAGAAGCCGAAUUCAUCUUCGGUGCGAUUAAACUGUUAACCAUUGUGGGACUGAUCAUCCUGAUGUUCAUUAUCACCGUCGGCGGUGCCCCCAAUGGCGAGGCAAUUGGUUUCCGCUACUGGAAUCACCCAGGACCGAUGAAUGAAUACCUGAAAGAAGGUGCUCUGGGAAGAUUCCUCGCAUUUAUCAAAGUAUUCAUCACGGCAACCUUCUCAUAUGGCGGAAGCGAGAUGGUAGUCAUGGCCUCUGGAGAAACCGAGAACCCUCGCCGGAAUAUUCCAAAGGCUAUCCGCCGCGUCUUUUGGAGAAUUGCAAUUUUUUACGUUCUCUCAAUCUUCCUCGUGGGCCUCUGCGUCUCAUCCAAGGACCCUGGCUUGCUUAAUGCCAUCAACAAAUCCGCCCCUGGCGCUGCGUCGAGUCCAUUCGUGAUUGCGAUCCACAACGGUGGUAUCAAGAUCCUCCCAUCCAUCAUCAAUGCCGUUAUCCUGACGUCGGCUUGGUCUUCGGGUAAUUCGCUCUUCUACGCAGCGACCCGUGUUCUCUAUGCCGCUGCUCUCGACGGCAAAGCCCCAGCUAUCUUGGCCUGGGAGAGAUUUGGUGUGCCUUAUCUCUGUGUCGCUGUCACCACCGUCUUUGGAUUGCUUGUCUAUCUAAAUGUCAGCAACAGCGGCGCAGAGGUGUUCUUCUGGUUCAGCAACUUGAGUGGCGUUGGAGCGCUCAUCAUCUGGGCAAGUGUCUCUUUCACAUACCUCCGUUUCUAUUACUGCCUUCGCUAUAACGGCAUUGAUCGCAAUACGCUGCCCUUCAAAUCGCCACUACAACCAUACCUCGCUUAUUUUUCCUUUUGCUUUUGUACUAUUGUGGCCGUCUUCAAUGGUUUUGAUGCCUUCUUUCCCGGUCGUUUCAGCGCCAAAUCCUUCUUACCACCGUACAUCAAUAUUCCGAUUUUCUUGGUUUUGAUCUUCGGCUAUAAGUUCAUCAAGAAAUCGAAGUACGUCAAGUACUCUGAAAUGGAUCUGUGGUCUGGCAAGGCCGAGAUUGAUCGCUUGGAGUCGACCUGGCCAAUUGUUCAGCCCAGAAACUGGCUUGAGAGAAUCUGGUUUUGGAUUGCCUAA